AUGAAACGAACGCGUGAUCUGGUUUACAAGCCAUACGAUACGGCUAACAAUAUCUCUCGUGACUUUUAUUCGGUGAAGAAGAAUAAAGAUGAGGUGUACUUCAUCGGACAAGAGAGGGAGGUGAAGACGAAGAAGUCGGAACCCAAGGAAGACGCGCCAAGCCCGACUAAGCCGGAAUCAGCCCCCACCACGACUACAACCACCGCACCAGCAUCAGCACCAACCGCAGCCAUCGUAGCAGGACCUGUCGAUGAUGCUCCGGUUGCUGCAUCGGAGAUUGUUAGGACUAUCGUAUCCAUCGCUCUUAAGAAGCCCGCCAAGGAUGUCGCCUUUGACCAAUCGGUUAAGGCUUUGUCAGGAGGACGCUCUACGCUUCAGAAUGAGAUCACGGGAGACAUUGAUGCUGAGUUCGGUUCAGCACCAGAUGGUGCUGAGGAGUUGCCGCUCAAUGACUUGAGCUCGCUACUUCAGAAAUCCUUCUCUGGGUCACUAGGAAAGCGAACAAAAUCUCUCGCCGACAAGUUCUUUACGGCGAAGAUGCCUGGCGGCUUCAACCAAUCCAAGGCACGCGAAAUUUUGCAAGCUGAGUAUGGAUUUUCUUCCGGGCGACAGGACUCCAUCAUCCUCAUGGCGCUUCAGACUCCCCCAGCUGCCCGCCUGGGCUCUGAGGCAGAAGCGAAGGAAUUCUGGUCAAACACUGUCCACGCUUAUAUCACCGCAACCGGCGUUCAGAUUAACAAGGCACGAGCAGCUGGAGGUUCGUCUUCAUCCGCAGCGGUUGCUAUUGACCCCAAGGCGCUUGAAGUGCUCAACAAGCGAUCAAAUGACUUCCAUCGCGAGGUCUACGAGGCUUACGCACGCCACCUGGGCGAGAACACCAACGCCGCAGCGGAAGAGGUUGCGCAGCUCAAGAGUGAUAUGCAAAAUCUCCAGAACGAGCUUGAUCUAUGGAAUCUUGAACACGGAAACGAGUAUGCGAAUGGCAUCAAGCCGUACUUCGACAAGCGCAAAGCGCGCGUGUACGAUUCCUUCUGGAACUGGGCUCUACAGGAUCUCUUCAAGAUCUACCAUGGUGUUCGACAGGGCUAUCUCCAAUUGCAAUCAGACGAGGUUGCUAGAAGACGCCACCUUCUUCUUAACCGCUGCAGCAAGCGACUCAUCAAUGUGCUUCGCCACAUGAUUGCUGAUAUGAAGAAGUCUCAUGCUCGCGCUAUUGCCGUUGAGAUGUGGUUCGAAGAGCUUUUGGAAGACUGCACCCUGGCCAUGCAAGAGGCUCCCACCUAUGUUGCCUCAAGCAAAGUCAUGGCUCCCCACACCACAAUUGACGCUAACGGGUCCAUCAACUUCAUUGAAACCCCUUGUGCUCGCCGCGGAUCGGCAGCUCGCGUUGGUGGACAAAGUGCCGAGGCCCUGGCUUUCGAAGCUGCCAUUGCAUCUAAGAACAGCAAAGGCAAUGCACCACAAGCGUUCGGACUGGGUCUUCUGCCCCCCACCCCUGCGAUGACACCAGAGAUGACCGCUAGCAACUCCUCAGACUCGGACGAGGAUUCAGCUUCACUACCGGACAAGCAUGACGUCCGUGACAACCACUAUCCACAAAUUCAGACCAAGUGCGAUGGUGUUUGGAAGAACACCGAGGAUCUCAGCAACAACUACGCUGAAAUCUUGAAUCGGGCGAUGACUACCGGAAUUGGAUUCCAGGGCAAGAACGUGCUCAUCACAGGUGCUGGCCGCGGAUCCAUUGGCGCAAAGAUCGUUCAAGGUCUGCUGUCUGGAGGCGCUCGGGUGGUUGUUACCACCAGCUCCUACGCCAAAGCAACUAAGUUCUUCCAAAAGAUGUUUUCCAAAUUUGGAUCAAAGGGCUCUAGUCUCAUGGUUCUUCCUUACAAUGCUGGUAGCAACCAGGAUACUGAAGGCCUCGUUGAGUACAUCUAUAGUCUGAACGAUUCCGAGUGGGAUCUCGACCACGUCAUUCCUUUCGCGGCCAUUGCGGAGACCGCCAAUGGUAUCGAACUCGGACCCAAGUCUGAAUUGGCUCACCGAAUGAUGCUUACCAAUACUCUUCGCCUCCUCGGAGCUAUCAAGAAGGCCAAGGAAGCUCGUCACAUUACCACUCGCCCGGCUCAGGUCAUUUUGCCAUUGUCGCCCAACCAUGGCGUCUUCGGUGGCGACGGCCUGUACUCUGAAUCCAAGCUUGGUCUCGAGGGUCUUUUGAAUAAGUGGCACACUGAGGAUUGGUCCGAGUAUCUUUCCGUCUGUGGUGCCGUCAUUGGCUGGACACGUGGUACAGGUUUGAUGAACGACAACGACAUGGUUGCCGAAGGCGUCGAAGCCCUUGGAGUCAAGACCUUCUCGCAAGAUGAGAUGGCUGUCAACAUCAUGGGCUUGAUGGCUUCUCCACUCCUUGAGAUGAUGCAUGAAGAGCCUCUCAUGGCCGAUCUUAGUGGAGGCAUGAGCUCUAUCGCCAAUCUGAAAGAAGAGGUAGCUGCUAUCCGCAAGGAGAUCUCCGACAUCAGCUCCAGCCGCCGCGCCCUCGUCAGGGAAGAGAAGGCUGAGUUCGAUGGACCUAGCAUCAAGGCCGCCGCCAACAAUCUAGCGCCUUUCAAGAAGCGUGCUAAUAUCCGAUUUGACUUCCCUAAGCCUCUUGAUUACGCCACAGACAUUGAGCCUCUUUCCAACCUCGAAGGUAUGAUUGACCUCGAGAAGGUUGUUGUCGUUGUCGGAUUCGGUGAGGUUGGUCCUCAUGGAAGCUCUCGAACCCGCUGGCAGAUGGAAUCUAUGGGACAGUUCAGUCUGGAAGGUUUCAUUGAAAUGGCCUGGAUCAUGGGCUUGAUCGAAUACCAGAGCGCUGAAGGUGUUCCUUACAGCGGCUGGAUCGAGAAGGAGACCAAGAAGCCUCUCACCGAUGCCGAGAUCAAGCAGAAGUACGAGGACCAUAUUCUGAAGCACAGCGGUAUCCGCAUGCUAGACGCUCGCGGCAUCGAAGGCCCUGAUCCUGCUGCCCGACAGGUCCUACAUGAGAUUGACCUGCAGCAUGAUUUUGCUCCCUUCGAGGCGUCCAAGGAAACUGCAGCUGACCUUUUGCGCGAGAAUGGCAACAAGGUCACUGUUAAGCCAGUUGAAGGAAGCGAUAACUGUAUCAUCACCUUGCACAAGGGUGCUCGUUUGAUGGUGCCCAAAGCACUUGCUUUUGAUCGCACAGUAGGCGCACAGGUGCCAAAGGGUUGGUGUGCAAAGACAUAUGGUAUUCACGAGGAUAUCGUCAAUCAAGUCGACCCCGCUGUUCUCUUCGCAUUGGUGUGCACGGCUGAAGCUCUUCUCUCUGCCGGUAUUACUGACCCCUACGAGUUCUACAAGUACAUCCAUGUUUCGCAACUGGGUGUCGCAGUCGGCUCCGGUUUUGGUGGUGCUACUUCGUACUUAGAGAUGUACAGGGAGCGUUUCUUGGACAAGCCAGUCCAGAACGACAUUCUCGCCGAGUCAUUCUUGAACACUGGUAGCGCGUGGAUCAACAUGUUGCUGUUGUCCUCCUGCGGGCCAAAUCUUACCCCUGUAGGUGCGUGCGCCACCGCGCUGGAGUCGCUAGACAUUGGGUAUGAAUCCAUCGCGAGCGGAAAGGCAAAGGCCAUCAUUGUAGGUGGCUACGACUACCUUGCCAAAGAUGUUGCCGUCGAAUUUGCCAAUAUGAAGGCUACCAACAACUGUGAAGAAGACUUCGCUAAGGGCCGUACUGCCGCUGAGAUGUCUCGUCCUGCGACCACUACCCGCAGUGGCUUUGUCGAAGCCGAGGGUGGUGGCAUCCAGGUGCUCACUAACGCCAAGCUUGCUCUCGAGAUGGGUCUCCCCAUCUAUGGUGUCAUCGCCAUGACGCGAACUGCCAGUGACAAGGCUGGUAGGUCCCUUCCUGCACCAGGCCGCGGUGUUAUCAACUUCAGCGGUGCGUCCAAGAGUAACUUCGACUCGCCACUCCUUAGUAUGAGCUUCCGUAAGCGUCAAAUCGAACUUCGUAUGAGCCAGAUCAAGGAGACCGAGCAAUCUGAAGUCGACUACCUCGAGCACGAAAUCAAAUCAUACAAGAGCGGUCACGUCGACUUCGACAUUGAGGAUUACCGCCAACAUCGCAUGUCUUCCAUCAAGGCCGAUAGCAAUAAGCAGCGAUCCGAGGUCCUCAACAGCUAUGGAAACGAAUUCUGGAAGCGUGAUUCCAAGAUCUCUCCGAUGCGCGGUGCUCUCGCCACAUGGGGUCUCACCGUCGACGACAUCCAAGUUGCCUCCUUCCACGGUACCUCCACUGUCAAGAACGAGCUCAACGAAUGCGGCGUCAUCCAGGAGCAGAUGACACAGCUCGGUCGUGCAAAGGGUAACCCUGUCCUCGCCGUCUUCCAAAAGCAUCUCACUGGUCACCCCAAGGGCCCCGCUGCGGCCUGGAUGCUUAACGGUGCACUUCAAAUCAUGGAGACCGGUCUUAUUCCGGGCAACAGGAACGCCGACAACAUCGACAAUGCGCUCGAAAAGUUCGACCACAUCGCCUUCCCAAGCGAGACCAUCCACACGAGUGAAGACGUCAAAGCCUUCAUCGUCAGCUCCUUUGGCUUUGGACAGAAGGGUGCCCAAGCCAUCGGCAUCCACCCCAAGUACCUCUUUGCCGCUGCAGGCGAGGAUGCGUACACUGCCUACCGUGAGAAGGUACAGCAGCGACAGGACAAAGCGUACCACCACUUCCACAAGUCCAUGAUGACGAACGCUAUGUUUCAAGCCAAGGACGAACCCCCUUACUCCAAGGAAAUGGAGACAGAGUUCCUCACGAACCCUGACGCCCGAUUGCCUAUGGACAUGGAGCUCUAAUUGCCUCCACCAUGCAACUGGAAGUUUCUUUCCUUUGUUUCUUUCAGUGUCAUUAAUGUUGUUUUAUUUUUCUAAGCAUAAAAAGAUCGGAUAGACAGAAAACUCCAGUAUAUAGAUGUAGUUAUAGUUGCGGGAGUAUUAUCUGGUUAGGUUGUUCACUUCGGUGCAUUUGUUCUGGAUUUAACCCUUUUUUAUUCUUUCUGAUACAACCUAUUUUGAGUUCAAUCUGUAGAUAUCAAAUAUUCUUCAAUACAAAUGAU
Molecule: messenger RNA, 5105 nt
Organism: Aaosphaeria arxii CBS 175.79
Lineage: Eukaryota; Fungi; Ascomycota; Dothideomycetes; Pleosporales
Exons: 2
Coding region: 1-4845 (1614 amino acids)
Biological process (GO): long-chain fatty acid biosynthetic process
Cellular component (GO): fatty acid synthase complex
Molecular function (GO): fatty acid synthase activity; 3-oxoacyl-[acyl-carrier-protein] reductase (NADPH) activity; holo-[acyl-carrier-protein] synthase activity
Source: RefSeq, a predicted model, not a curated record